CACACAGCGUGCCAAAGCUAAUGCUCACAAACUCCAGCCUGCUAACGCACUACAUAAAGAUUCACGUUAAAUGGACUGCAGGUUCUUCAGACGCUAGUCUAACACACGGACAGGUCGAGGUCGAGGUCGAGGUGGAAGUGUGUUUUUGGAGUUUAAAGACGUGUUUUAUGUGGAUUUAUGGAACUUUACUCUGAGUGGGAAAAACAGAAAUGCCCCAAAUCCACAAAGCCGAGAUUUUCCCGCCAAAAACAAUGCCGCGCCGUGGUGGAGGCACAGCGUUCGAAUGCGCUAGUGUUUGCUCUCGCGCUGAUCUGUUUGAUAAUCUUGCUCGUGCUCAGUUUGCUUGCUUUGCCGAUCCCCGCGCCGGACACGCCCACUCAGCGAUCCGAAACGAGGAAUGUGACACUUCUCAUCUGGUGGCUUCCAUUCGGAAACGGACUUCCUCUUCCCGACUGCAGAACGAGCUACGGCGUGGAAGGUUGCACCGUGACAUCAGACAGACGCGCCUACGCUCAUGCUGAUGCCGUCAUCAUGCACCACCGUGAGCUGAUGAUGGGCUGGGAGGAGCUGCCGGAGAAGCCACGCCCCCCGGCGCAGAAGUGGAUCUGGAUGAACUUCGAGUCGCCGUCGCACUCUGGGCUUCUGCACCAGUUUGAUGGGAUGUUUAAUCUCACCAUGUCCUACCGUGUGGGUUCUGAUGUUUUUGUACCGUACGGUUUCCUUCAGCGGCACCGUUUCCGUGGUAACGGACAGAUCCGCGUGAAGCGUAAUCGCGGUUUGGUAGCGUGGGUGAUCAGUAACUGGAGAGAGGAGCAGGAGAGGGUGCAGUUCUACCACCGAUUGCGGCGUUACCUGCAUGUGGAUAUUUACGGACGUGAUUUUCGUCCGCUACUAAACGGCAGCGUGGUGGAAACGGUCUCGCGUUACAAAUUCUACCUCGCUUUUGAAAACUCGUGUCACACGGACUACAUCACGGAGAAACUCUGGCGCAAUGCUCUCGUCUCCGGCGCCGUUCCAGUAGUGCUCGGGCCACCACGAGAGAACUACGAGCGCUUCCUUCCUGCCGACGCCUUCAUCCACGUUCAGGAUUUUAAAGGGCCACGUGCGCUCGCUGCCUACCUCAAACACCUUGACCGAAACCCCGCCCUCUACCGUCGUUACCAGGCCUGGAGGCGGGACUACAGCGUGCACGUGACCUCGUUCUGGGCGGAGCACUUCUGUGCUGCGUGUCAGGCCGUGCGAGCCAGCCUCCAUGUGAAAAAAACCAUUAGACACCUCGCGUUCUGGUUUCAGUCUUGAGGGGCGGAGUCUGAGUCCACCGCCAAAGCCUCUGGGUUUAUUUGAUAAGUUAGAAAAAACAUUUUUGUCAAGUUAUAUUUCUUUAUCAUUCUUCCCUAAGUCUCUAAGUCCUGUACGGUUCAGCCGAGUCGUGUCUGGUGUCAUUAGCCUCCUGUUCAGUUUUGUACUGUGAGCUAAACCGGUAGCUAUUAGCAUCCAUAACCUAGCUACGUUAGCCUGUAACUCUAAUGUAAAUCUAAAGAAGUGAAUAAUAAGGAUCAACUGGGUGAAAUUCUAUUAGAUUCUGAUGAAGAUAUUACAUAUUUUAACUGAUGAAAUAAAAACAGACUUCUGGACCAUAGUGUUCACCUGCGCCAGAUGUUCUCAAUCAGGUCCUUGAGAACUCCCAAACACAACACCUCUUGCUCCCUGUGUUUCUCCGUCCCGAUAAGGUGGUUCCUUUCCCUUUUCUCUGAAGGAGGAGUUAGAGGGGUGCCAAUACAUUGUGCAGAGUGUUAGGUGGACGGUUGUCAGUAAUUACACACCUGCAGUGACCUGUGCGUUAAGAGGACCUGAUAAACUGAUAACUCAGAGUAUAAGUGCAAUACAUUUAAUUACACUUUGUUUUGUUUCAUUUCUUCCAAAUCAGCGUCUCAUACGACUUCUGGCUGUUUGAUGAAAUUAGGCUGCGUUUCUGUCUUGUUUGUUUGUAUAUCAACCUCCAAUUUAUCACUGUUCUCUGUCACAGUUUGCAUGCAGAAAAAAAACACCUUUCAUUUCCUGAAAGCAUCAAUUCUGCUCAAGCUGUGAUGAUCAUAAUUUUGGAUAAGAUCACGGAGUCUCAAGCAGGAGGCCGUAACCGGCUGGAGUGUGGGAAUGAGAUUCAAAUAAACCCGUGCUGUUUUUCACAAUCUGCUCAUUUGUUAUUUAAAGUAGGUUUAUGGCAGUCUGGAGGAAUAUGAAAGACCUCAUUUAUCAGCCUUUUAGUAAAGUUGUGUUACUGAAUUAAAGAUUCCUGGCAGCGAAAGUUUCAUGAUUUUGUUCCUACACAUUUUAUGUGUUAAACAUCAUGACAUUUAACAUACAUGUUAAGAGCCAAUCAGCUGCAGGUUACCAAAGUGCCUUCAUGGCACAUUUAUAUUUAGCCACGCCCACAAAACUCCAUAAACAAUAUAAAGCUCACAGAGAGAUGAAAAUGACAAAAUGGCGACUGAACAGUUCACUAAGUGAAUCUUCCAGUAAUGCAGCUCAGCCACUGCAGCACGUCGCCUACCGCAGACACACACACACACGCCUCGUCCUGUUGUAGGGUGCCAUUACUUUUCCUCCCCAGUUGAACGAUUAGUCUUAUUUAUAUUAAUAUUUAUGGACUUGUUUUGGAAGAGCUUUCUUUCAGGUAAA
Molecule: messenger RNA, 2679 nt
Organism: Pangasianodon hypophthalmus (striped catfish)
Lineage: Eukaryota; Metazoa; Chordata; Actinopteri; Siluriformes; Pangasiidae
Product: alpha-(1,3)-fucosyltransferase 4-like
Exons: 1
Coding region: 178-1299 (373 amino acids)
Cellular component (GO): membrane
Molecular function (GO): alpha-(1->3)-fucosyltransferase activity
Source: RefSeq, a predicted model, not a curated record